Messenger RNA from Cydia splendana, 3952 nucleotides. RefSeq names its product homeotic protein empty spiracles. The transcript has 3 exons. Bases 742 to 1557 code for a protein of 271 amino acids. The record is from RefSeq and is a predicted model, not a curated record. Gene Ontology annotation, biological process: central nervous system development; neuron differentiation; regulation of transcription by RNA polymerase II. Gene Ontology annotation, molecular function: DNA-binding transcription factor activity, RNA polymerase II-specific; RNA polymerase II cis-regulatory region sequence-specific DNA binding. Gene Ontology annotation, cellular component: nucleus. Lineage: Eukaryota; Metazoa; Arthropoda; Insecta; Lepidoptera; Tortricidae.
AACUAAUCACAGUCGUACCUACAGCGCUACAAAACACAAAACAAUUUUAAUUAAAAAAUCAAACUAUUUACCAAACACUAUUUAGUUUAUAAUAGCGUAAAAUUUGCGUGAAAUUCAAUCCUUAUCGCGUUUCAUUAUAAAAUAAUUCAACAAUAUGCGGGUUCAUAUCAACGAUAAAAAUAAUUAGAAAUGCCAAAAUGGCGGGCCGGGCGCUGCAAAUUAAUUGUUUCUAAGAGAAAUCGCUGAAAAAUUCUUUAUCUCGCGGUAUUAAGUUAAUAAACUAUCGGAGUUAAUUAAAGUGUAAGUAUUAUUUCGAAUGCGGAGGCAGCGGGCCCAAAACGAGCAAGCCCAAUCCGGGCCUUAAUUGAUUGGUAACCCGACCAAAACGCGAAGCGGAACCUUCGCCGGCGCCGCCUCGCGCCGACUGACGCCCGCACCCGGCAGGCUUACACGCAAGCUCCCGGCUCCAACCGCCCAUCGCGAAAGCAUUCCAAAUUCAAACACAACCUCCCCGAUCUAACUAACCAAUGACAACGCGCUGCUUCAAAUUUCAGAUGCAAGCUCUACGCCCAUUGGAAAACGCCGACCAAUCGCUCGCGCGGCAUCCAUGUUCGUUAUUUUUUCCCUCGCCGGGCGUCGGGCGCGGUAGUCAUUCGGCCGCGCGCCGCGUUGGCGUUCGUAUCGCGCGUCACCAUGGAUUGUGCUCUGUGACAGUGCUAAGUGUUUGUGACUCGUGAAAGCAUGAUGCCUCUCGCACCGACCCCUGUGCUGGCGGUGCCGUCGAAGCCGAAGAUCGGUUUUAGUAUAGACAGUAUAGUGGGUGGCGGGCCGCCGAAGCACGCGUCGCCGCCGCUUGCGAGUCCGGGGUCUCCGUCGCCGGUGGCGUCUCCUAGGACACCUAGGAGUCCGUCUCCUAGGCUCCUGUUGCGGCCUAGCGCGUUGCCCGCAGUGUUUCCGUCGCCCGAGUUGAAGAGGCUGCCUUAUUUGGAAGCGCAGAGUCAUCACCAGCAGUUCUUAGCGCACUUCCAGGGUGCAGCAUUGGCGGCUGCCCUCGCGCACCAGCAGCAAGGGUUCGGCGCGCCGCUGCCCCCGCACCCCCCGCCGCACCCCGCACCUGUCCCUCGAGAGUCGUACCAGCUCUACCCCUGGCUUAUCAACAGACAUGGAAGGAUAUUUCCGCAUAGGUUUCCCGGGGGUCCAGACAUCCCCGGGUUCCUGCUACAGCCGUUCCGUAAACCGAAACGUAUCAGAACAGCCUUCAGCCCCUCGCAACUCCUCAAGCUCGAGCACGCCUUCGAGAAGAACCACUACGUAGUCGGGGCGGAGAGGAAACAGCUCGCACAAGCACUCAGCCUUACAGAGACUCAGGUGAAGGUGUGGUUCCAAAAUAGAAGAACGAAACAUAAACGUAUGCAGCAAGAGGAAGAGGCCAAAACGGGAACCAAAUCUGGUUCCUCGAGCAAACCAGACGAACAGUUCAACAACUCGUAUGAAGAUGAUGAGGAACUCAUUGAUAUGGACAUGGACGAACUAAGUGAGAGUGAAAACGAAACGUAGGAGUGACAUAGACAAUCGACUGUAAAUAUCUAUCGAUAGAUUCUAUUUAUUUAUUAUAGUUUUUGUAAAUAGCUUAGCGGUAAGUAAGUAUUUAUUACGGUAAUCGAAUCCAAUGAAUGUUUAUAGAGUAUAGAUUAAUUUUUAAAUGAACUAAUACUGCAAACAUUGGUAAAAAAAGUAGAGUAACGAGUUCUAAACGCGCCCCAAAUGAAGUUCUAACAAUCAUCGUUGUCUCGACUCAUAAAUCAUCAUAUAAAGCGUCCAUUAUAAUUAAAUGAAGGAAACCCAAAUUUUAAAACGGUUUCAAAACGCCUUGUUAGCCACGAGUUAUUACAUAACAUAAUUGGUCCCAUUAUAAUAGUAUUGGGACUAAAUUAAUUAAAAAUGCCUCUUUGAUGCGUGCUCCAGUGAUGUGGGUAUAAUUAGGAGGUUAGAUUUCGAGCGUUGAUACGAAUGUUUCUAAACGAAGGCUGUCAAUGAUAGAAAAAGAUAGUCUCGCUUCACAAACGCCAGAGCGAGAUAAAUAUAGUUUUGUGAUGACUUUUCAGAUUAGCGUUGGUCUGUGGGUCUAUUAUUAAGAGAUGCAUUCAGAAACAUAUCUUGGGCUCGAAUCGCGUUUCGUAAUUGCUCGCGACGCGCCCAAAUUGUUUUUAAACAGUUGACGAUUGUUCUCCACGGCUAUUUGUCUAUGGUCUGAUACGAUCGGAUUGGCUCGUUAGGCUUUCACGCGUCGCACACCUGCUUUAAUUUUGAAUUUGGAAUCGACAACGUGUUAGGAAUUUAAAUUAAUUUGUUCCAAUUAAAGAUUGAAGCCUCGUUUGAGAUAAGUGGUGCGUUUUGGUUCUUGUAACUAAAACAAGAUUCUUUCCAAGUUAAGAGCCCAUCAACGCAACGUGUGUACACUAGCGCCACUGCCAAAUAAUCGUGAUUAUUUAAAUUUAACUAAAGAGAUUUAAAAAAGGGGGCCGCUACGUACUGUGGUUUGUAUUUAAGUAUCUUUUGAAUACAUCAAACUAGUUUUUAUGUUGCUGGAUUCGUUAAUCUAUGCGUCCAAAGUAAAAACGGCCGUUUUUGUUUUGUGUUCAUAGAUCGACGAAUCCAGCAACAUAAAAACUAGUUUGAUGUAUGAUCAAAAGAUACUUAAACACAAACCACAGUACGUAGCGGCCCCCUUUUUUAAAUAUCUUUAAUUAAAUUUAAAUAAUGACGAUUAUUUAGGAGUGACGCUAGCUAGUGUGCACGUUGAUGGACUCUUAAUUCUGAAAGCAGACAUUUAAGUAUAAUUUGUUCUAUAACCUGAAUAGUAUAAAAUGACAAGUUUUAUUAUUGAUUUUCUAGUUGUCAAGGGGUUUCAACAUAUUUUUUAUCAAUUAUUCUUUUUUUUAAACUUAUCGAAGUAAAAUUAUGGUCCUGCUUGUCACGGAACUUACCAUAGCAACUCAUAUGGCUCUUUAUUUAUGGGUGAAUUUCAAAAUGAUUACAAAAAUUUUACGUCUAUUUGACACUGUAUUCUUACAUUAUUUAAACUAUUUCUCAUUAUAUAUAUUUCGGUACGAAAUAGGACUCAUAAUUUACUUCAUCCAUCCCCCAUUCUUUUUCAUAAUUUAUAGACAAUUGACAUCUAGACUUUUAAAUAUGCAUAUUUUUUUGCAGACCAUCCUUAUUAUAGGUGAGAAAGCCUGUAUGAAUUUGUGCAGUAUUUCCCUCGCUAAUCUGAUAUUCACUUUAUGCCGCAAUUAAAGGCAGAGUUAAUGAGUCGUUUAAUUGGCAUUGUUCGCGACAAUUAGCCCGGGAUUAUGGGACAAGCGUGCUAGGUCACCACGUCGCUCUUAUACCCACACAGGUAUAUAAUACAUAUUACCUGUAACUACACCGUACUUAACCAUGCAGCUAAGCAACCGAAAGCUACAAAAAUUCCAUAAAACAUCAUUCAACCAAUAAGAGACACUUUUUAUUUACAUGUCAGGAGACCACGUAACAAUAUACCCGUUUACGCGGUUAUCACACUGAGGACCUAACCGCCAGCAUCGAAAAAUCGUUAUCUGCCUGACUAUCGUUCGAAUUUAUUCCGCCUCACACAUUUGGGUUUAACGGUAGUUAAAUAAAUAUAUAAAAUAGCGAAAAAUAUAAUAGGUUUGACAUCUGUUUUUUCCUACAUUAAGCCGUGCAUUGUAAUAUAAUAUGCCUUAAAUGAAAUUUAAAGAUAAAGAGUAGAUAUUUUGCUGCUUAAGUAAAUGAUAAAAGAAGUUAGCUCUGGCAUUUAGAAAAAUAUAAAAAAUGAAUUGAUCAAAUUUUUUAUAUAAUUAUCCAACUUGCUCCAAAAUUUCACGAGAAUCGGUUGAGAAAUACCUGUAGAGGGGAACAGACAGCCAGCCGAACAAAUAUAAGGAAGCAU